AUGACAACACAAUUGAUAUGGAAUGCGUUGCCGACGUCACAGCAUGACGUCCUUCAAUAUCGGCGAGUCCGGGCUCGAGAGGGCGGGGGCCAACCGAAGCAGAACAACGGAACAAGAAGUCCCACUUCCAUGGCAGACGGUAUUUGCAAUGGGGAAUUAUCACCUACAAUGCAUGAAAAUUGCCCAACUCCCUGGACCCUGGCUCCUCGACAGCCAGCUUCAACGAUCUAUCUAUGCGUUUUCCCGCAAAAUGCAGUGCAGAUCGCAGCUCGUAUAGGGUCACAAUCCCGCAAGGCCCCCCACGUCUUGUGGUCCCUCGAAUUCGCAUCUAAUAUCGAUUCUGACCUAUUCGUACGCGAUGCACGGUAUGCCAUCAACAUCGGAUGGGUUGUCACAGUCGCAAGAUUGGAUCAGAUGGAAGUUGAUUUCCUUAUGGGAAAUCACCCCCAAUACAGCAGGAAACGUGCCAAUCCAUCUUUGCUCAUCAUGCUCAGGGACACGCGGCGAGAGACGGGUAGAUCUUUCGCAUCAUCGACUAAGCUGGUUGGCAGGACGGAUCUACCGCCAUGA
Molecule: messenger RNA, 570 nt
Organism: Sodiomyces alkalinus F11
Lineage: Eukaryota; Fungi; Ascomycota; Sordariomycetes; Glomerellales; Plectosphaerellaceae
Exons: 2
Coding region: 1-570 (189 amino acids)
Source: RefSeq, a predicted model, not a curated record